AUGAUAACCAUAUUUAUUUCCGGUGGUGUUUUCAACAUAGCCAUCAAUGCCGGGCCGUGGAUAUGGAAACUUGCUUUUACCAAAUCCAGCAACAUCCUUCUGCGCAUUUUACCCGACAUACCUUUCACCUUUAUCAAUAUUCGCUGUCUAUUUGUAUUAUUCGUCUACUGGAAAUAUGCAGAUUACUGGAGUUAUGCGAAGCGCUGUGCAGAGGAAAUGGUACUUCACUGCUCCAACCAUAAUAAUUUGCAACAAAAUCUCAAAAAUCUACGGUGUGUCUCGAUAGUAUUAGGCGUCAGCGCGUUUGCUCUUGUGACAAUUUUUGAAACCUUGGAUUUACUGCAUUUUGCUCAGCAAGAUCCUCGACGACUGAAUGCCACUUUUGACAACCCACUAGAACCGUUCCCGCUACGAAUUACGGUGUGGUUAAAUGAAUUUCUAUGGAUUAUUUUUUGCGCGCUUCCCUUUGCUUUAUCGCAACAGGUUUAUAUCUCUUUAAUUUUACUUGCACUUCUACUGCGACUUUCACUUACCGAUGUUAACAAAAACUUGAAAGAUAUCAACGCCAGUUUAGGCAUAGUACCGGAACUUGGGUCACGGCGACAGAGCGAUGACCUUUAUGAACAUACGACCUUGUUUAACCAACUGACAUCCCUGAAGACGCGAUAUUUGAGUAGUCUAAAGUUAUGUCAUGGUUUGAAUGAAGCGUAUGGGAGUAUCAUAUUCGUCAUAUAUGGAAUGGACUUGUUUACCAUCUGUGGAUUCAUUUCCGCCACGGUGGCCGAUGGAGAAGGAUUUCUUUUGGCAUACGUACUGAACUUCUUCACCAUCGCUAUAUUUGCGGCGUACAUUGGCCUUAUGAUUCCCAUGGUAAAGGUUUACGAAGAAAGUGUUGCGAUUAAUUUUCUACUGCACGAAAUUAUGGAUAAAUGUCAGGUUCAACAGGUAAAUCGUACGUGA
This is a messenger RNA of Paramacrobiotus metropolitanus, 960 nucleotides long. RefSeq lists its product as uncharacterized. The transcript is spliced from 2 exons. The record is from RefSeq and is a predicted model, not a curated record. NCBI's taxonomy places the organism in Eukaryota, Metazoa, Tardigrada, Eutardigrada, Parachela, Macrobiotidae. The coding region runs from base 1 to 960 and encodes 319 amino acids.